AUGUUUCGGCGGCUAGAAGAAUUCGUUACGUCGUACGGGAACUUUGGAAAGUGUUUUAACUGCGACGAUCCAUGCGAAUCUACGGGUGUGAUCAGAGGAAGAAGAUUCUGCGAGGGAUGCAAGGAAUUAAAUUAUCCGAAGGAAGACACCAUUUUCCGAGAGUCGGACGCAACAUUCAAAUGUCGUGCAGAAAACUGUGGAGCGGAGAAACUCUCUUUUCGAGAAUUCUUCAUUGGAUCUUGUUGUGAGGCCGCUUUGGCGAAAGAACCUUAUGAUUUUAUUGCUGCAAAAGACGAGCACGAAAUAAUCAACAAGAUCUAUCUACAAACGAAAAAAGAAAGACAUUCUUCUUUGACAGCGUCCUUCUUUGCCAAAAGAGAACUGCGAUCAGCGCGCGAAUCAUUGAAAAAAGCUCAAGAGAAUGUUUUAACGGCAGAAGAUAAAUGCAAAUCUACUGCGUUGAACGUCUGCAAACUGAGGAGUUUGCAUGAAAAAAGUGAAAAACGAGUGCUUCUUGUUACCAAAGUUGCCUUUCAGCGUCAUGUUUUAUAUUCAGAAUGGCCUGCAGCUAAGAAAGCAAGACACGAUGAAGUGAACGAGAAACAUCAGUGCAGGAUCUGCCUACAUCCCUACGAUGACGACCGCCAAGAAGCAAUCAUUAUCCCUUGCGCGCACAAGUUCUGCUUUUACUGCAUCGCGGCCCUCCAUGAGAAGAAGUGUCCAAACUGCCGGGCCUACUUCACUGUCAAAGAUGUCUACAAAACUCAUUGA
Molecule: messenger RNA, 771 nt
Organism: Oikopleura dioica
Lineage: Eukaryota; Metazoa; Chordata; Appendicularia; Copelata; Oikopleuridae
Source: the annotation of a GenBank genome assembly